CUGUGUUAUUAGCUUACAGUACUUCACAGCAGCAUGCUCUUAGCAUCCAUCUCUCUAAGUCAAACUCGUGCAUGGCCCCAGUUAUCACCAUGACUUCUCACGCCACUGGUUUUAAAGCUGAAGAUCAAUCCCGUGUGAUUUUAGGAGAUAAAGGAGAGAUGCAGACCAGCAUCAGUGUGGAGGAGGACGGAGAGAGACCGAAGAUCCUCCCGUUCAGCGUUGAAGCGCUGAUGGCAGAUCGGAGACCGAACAGCUCUUCCGCCGGGACGUCUCAUGCUCUCAUCCCGGGCGCAGAUCCAGACCGGACCGGUGCUCGUUUGCCAUUUUCUGUUGACGUUCUGAAACUGCACGAGAGCGCGCCGGUGAAGUCGGAGAGCCCGGAGCGCGCGGAGCGGAGCACAUGGAUUCAUCACCUCUCUCCCCGGCGUCUCAGUCCUCCAGCGUGUCCUCUGAGAAAGCACAAAACCAACCGAAAGCCUCGGACCCCGUUCAGCACAUCGCAGCUGCUGGCGCUGGAGCGGAAGUUCCGUCAGAAACAGUACCUGUCCAUCGCAGAACGGGCCGAGUUCUCCAGCUCCCUGAACCUGACCGAGACUCAGGUGAGAAUCUGGUUCCAGAACAGACGAGCUAAAGCCAAGCGGCUCCAGGAGGCCGAACUCGAGAAGCUAAAAAUGGCCACAAAACCGAUGCUUCCUCCCGCCUUCGGCUUUUCUUUUCCAGUCGGUGCUCACGCUCCGGCUUCAUACACGGGAUCGCAUCCGUUUCACAGACACUCGGUGAGCGUGACUCCGGUGGGACUGUACACACACAUGGGAUAUAGCAUGUAUCAUUUAGCUUAAAGGAGAUGAGUGCAUCUGAAUCUCAGCGUGAGGAAAUGCGUCUAUGUUGCGCACACAUGCAGCCAUCUUCAGCGAUUCCGUUCCGACAAAAGUGGACAUGCUUUACUCUCUAAUGGUGGCACUGCAUACGGCCUGUACUUUCACAGAGAGUUAUGAAAAUGGAUUUGGUCAAAGGUAGGUCAGGUGAAAACAGUCUGUAUCGGACACUUGCAUUCGUAGCAAUGCGUUUAUGAUCAAACGGCGUAUUUCAAACUGCGAAUGCAAACUGUUUUAAACGAUAGCAUUUUAAAAUAACGCCGACUGAUGUUUUAAUGAUUCCCUUCGAAAGGGACAUGAUCUGAAAUGUAAAAUAUUGUACAUUUGGACAAAAAUUCCACUUAUAUGAUGAAUAUAUUUGUUAAAUAAAUUAAUGACACACGGUC
Molecule: messenger RNA, 1261 nt
Organism: Cyprinus carpio (common carp)
Lineage: Eukaryota; Metazoa; Chordata; Actinopteri; Cypriniformes; Cyprinidae
Product: homeobox protein XHOX-7.1
Biological process (GO): embryonic morphogenesis; regulation of transcription by RNA polymerase II
Cellular component (GO): nucleus
Molecular function (GO): RNA polymerase II transcription regulatory region sequence-specific DNA binding; DNA-binding transcription factor activity, RNA polymerase II-specific
Source: RefSeq, a predicted model, not a curated record